Molecule: messenger RNA, 802 nt
Organism: Helianthus annuus (common sunflower)
Lineage: Eukaryota; Viridiplantae; Streptophyta; Magnoliopsida; Asterales; Asteraceae
Product: oleosin-B4-like
Exons: 2
Coding region: 81-686 (201 amino acids)
Biological process (GO): innate immune response; regulation of developmental process
Source: RefSeq, a predicted model, not a curated record
UUGCUAUAUAAAUUCUAACUCUGAGUAUAUCUUUAUAUAUCAAUAUAUCUUGCUAGCUAAAAAAUUGAGGUUGAAAUAUCAUGUGGCCCAAGAUCGUGCGAGUUGUAAUCUGUUUGUUCCUUUUAUUUGUAACUCAAGAUUAUUAUAUGACUCGAGCAUCAAGAGUGGCAAAGAUCGUGCCUAAGAUUAAUCAUCAUCAAGUUGAUGACCAAGGUUUCCCGCAGGUGGCUUAUGGGCUACAUAAAAGCGGCCCAUCUCCUCCUGGUCAAGGGCAUCAUCAUGUUAAUAAACAAGGUUUAGAGCAGGUGACUUAUGUUCUAGGCAAAAAUGGCCCAUCCCCUGGAGCUGGGCAUGGCGGUGGGCAUCAUGGCGGUGGUGGGCAUCAUCAUCAGAUUGAUAACCAAGGUUUUUCGCAGGUGGCUUAUGGGCCACACAAAAGCGGCCCAUCUCUUCCUGGUGUUCUAGGCAAAAAUGGCCCAUCCCCUGGCGCUGGGCAUGGCGGUGGGCAUCAUGGCGGCGGUGGGCAUCAUCAUCAGGUUGAUAACCAAGGUUUUCCGCAGGUGGCUUAUGGGCCACACAAAAGUGGCCCAUCUCUUCCUGGUCAAGGGCAUCAUCAUGUUAAUAAACAAGGUUUAGGGCAGGUGACUUAUGUUCUAGACAAAAGUGGCCCAUCUCCUCGUGUUUAGGGGCAUCAUCUGUAACAUCCGUCGAAAACGGAUCCCUGAAACCCAACUUGAAUUAUAAACCGAGUUCGAAAUGUUAUAAAUAAAGUGUGAAAUUUUAUUCUCCUUGUUGGCAUUAA